AUGUCUUCUACAGAUUCAACAAAAUUUUUGGAUUUAUUUAAUAAUGUUGAUGAAUAUAAACAAACAAUAUGUUCAAAAGUUAUUGAUGUUAUUCGAACAUCAAAUCGAUUAGGUUUCGAAAAUUUUGAACAAAUAAUGACAAUUAAUUCUUGUCAGGAAAAAAUGAAUCUAUUAAGUGAAAAAAUAUUAAAUCGAAUCUAUCAACUAAAAUCUCAUAUUCAAUCCUCAAAUUGGAAUCAAUUUGAUACAGAUGAAAAACUCGAACAAUUAAUUGAUAUUAAUGAUACAUUAUUUGAACGAAUUGCAUCAGCACUUGAUGAAGCUGAUGGAAUAACAAAAACUUCUGUAUCAACAACCGUUCGACAAGUUUUAGAAAAACCACAAUUAAAAUUUAAACAUAAAAUUAAUAAUAGUACACAAAUACCUUUCAUUCCAAAAAUACGAAAUAAACCAAAUGCUCUAACACCAUUACCAACGAUUAUAAUGCAGAUGGAUAUGGAACCCAUUGAUCUUGAGUUAUUACAAAGACAUCCUGAAGUAUUAGAUCACCCAUAUUUUGAUGAAAUCGAAGCAUUUCAACCUGAUGAAAUACUUUUAAAAUCAGUUAUGCCUCAGUACCCAAAAGCAAUAGAAGAAACAAAAUGUUUAUUUGUUGAUUCACUUGAUAAAUUAAAAACUAUGAUGGAUCAUAUUGAAAUACAAUCGGAAUUAGCUGUUGAUUUAGAACAUCAUUCAUAUAGAUCAUAUCAAGGUUUUACAUGUUUAAUGCAAAUAUCAUCACGUACAGAAGAUUUUCUAAUUGAUACACUUAUUCUUCGAGAUGAACUAUCGGUUCUUAAUAAUGUUUUUACAAAUCCAAAAAUUGUUAAAGUAUUUCAUGGUGCUGAUUGGGAUAUAGAGUGGUUACAAAAAGAUUUUGGUAUUUAUAUUGUAAAUAUGUUUGAUACACAUCAAGCAGCAAAAGAACUUAAAUUACCGACUUUAUCACUUGCAUAUCUUUUGAAAACUUAUUGUAAUAUUGAUGCGAGUAAACAAUUUCAAUUAGCUGAUUGGAGAAUACGACCAUUACCUAAUGAAUAUCUUCGAUAUGCUCAAGAAGAUACACAUUAUCUUUUGUAUAUUUAUGAUCGUUUACGAAAUCAAUUAAUUGAGAAAAGCUCCGAUGCUCUUCAAUCAGUUUAUAAAAAAUCGAAAAUUGUUUGUCAAAAGUUAUACAAGAAACCAGUGUUUGAUGAAAAUGCAUAUAAAAUUCUUUAUACAAAAUGUCAUAAAACAACAUUCGAUGGUAUCCAAUUAGCUGCAUUAAAACUACUCUAUGCUUGGCGUGAUAAAAUAGCUCGAGAAGAAGAUGAAUCAACCAGUUAUGUUACACCCGAUCUAAUGCUAAUUCAUUUAGCUGAAUUAGUACCAAAAGAUGUGCAAGGAAUUCGAGCAAGUUGUAAACUAAUUCCAGAAUUAGUUAUGAAAAAUCUUGAAGAAAUUCAUCAAUUAUUAAUACAAGCAAUAGAAAAACCAUUAGAGAUAAAUAUGGAUGAAUUUUUACAAAAUAAACGCACUUUUUCAUCAACAGAUGUCAAUGUCUCAACGGAAUCAUCAUUAAAUAACAAUAUUAAACGAGUUAGAUUCGUUCCGGAAACAUAA
Adineta steineri is the source of this 1641-nucleotide messenger RNA. The record is from the annotation of a GenBank genome assembly. NCBI's taxonomy places the organism in Eukaryota, Metazoa, Rotifera, Eurotatoria, Adinetida, Adinetidae.